UUGAUAUGGGCGGAUAGUAGAGACGGAAAUUAUACAGCAAGAGAUGGGUACCGAAAAUGACUGAAAGAUGAUCGAGAGGCUAAUGGUGACCAGGCGACGAGUGAAUCAUCCUUGUGGAAAGGCAUUUGGUCUUUUAAUAUUCCUCCUAAAGUUUGAGUAUUUCUCUGGAGAUUCACUAGGGAAUCUCUGGCUACAGGGGGAUUGGGUGAGUAUUCGUAGUUCUCGAAGAGGGGAUGCAUGCCUGUUUUGUAAUCUACAGGAAACACAAGUCCACCUCUUUAGUGAGUGUGCUUGGGCUUCGAGACUGUGGCGUACUUCCCAGGUGGUGCAGUGUUUUGAAUUGCGAGGAGAUGGAGGAUGUAAGGAGUGGGUGGCGAAGGUGAUUGCUGCUAUGCCAAAGGAGAUGAUGGAAGAAUGGAGUGUGCUAUUAUGGUCAUUAUGGAAAGAACGUAAUGUCCAUCUUUUCAAUGACAUGAAGUUGGAAGAAAGUGAUAUAGUGCCAAGAGCAAUGACAUACCUCGAUGAAUACCGACAUUAUCAACUCCACGACCAACAUGUUCCUUCCUCAGGAGUUGUAGAUACUUGGCAGAGGCCACCGGGAGGAAUGAUCAAGGUAAAUACAGAUGCUGGCUUCAGAGAAGGGAGCACUGGUUUGGGAGUGGUUAUUAGAGACCGUGAUGGUAGAUUUAUUAUGGCAGCAUCAAAACAAGUGUGUGUGAAGUAUGACCUUCAGAUGGGUGAAGCUUUGGCCAUGGAACUCAUACUGCAGCUCGUUCGACGACAUCAGCUCGGAAAGCCGAUGGUGGAAUCAGACUGCUUGACAGUAGUCAAUUGUAUCAGGGAAGAUCGUGUGAACUACACCGAGCUGGGCACUAUUGUGUCGAAUAUCAGGAAGUUGCUUCAGGAAGAAGAGGCGGGCAUCGUCCAUCAUGCCAGAAGAAAUGCGAACAAGGUAGCACAUAUAAUGGCGCAUAUGGACACUGACUCCUACGACACAACACCUAACAAUGGCCAAGUGUAACCAAUGAAAGGGACUGCAGUAUAGUGGCUCAAGUAAUAAAUAUCGAAUGCACGGGUCUCUAGAGUUACUAUUACUCAGCUUUAGUUCAUUAUCUAGCAAACUAGAUUAAGGAUUGAUUUACUAAACUACUCUACUAACUACUCUACUAAUUACAAGUUGGGAACUCACUUAAGUAUGAUUCCCCCUAGCUCCUCAAUUAGGUCCAAUUUGCAAUUACCUUUGGUUGAUCUACUGUUGAUUAAACUGCGAAAGAUCCUAAAUUAGCUUGGAAUCUCUUAAGCUGACCAAGCCCUCUUAGACAGAAUACCCGGCAGGCGACUAGCCUUCACCAGGAUAGACUGCUAAGGCGAUUCACACAGAUCUACACUACUUGAAUGAAUUCCAGUACAAAGC
Linum trigynum is the source of this 1414-nucleotide messenger RNA. The record is from the annotation of a GenBank genome assembly. NCBI's taxonomy places the organism in Eukaryota, Viridiplantae, Streptophyta, Magnoliopsida, Malpighiales, Linaceae.